Molecule: messenger RNA, 4984 nt
Organism: Paramecium primaurelia
Lineage: Eukaryota; Ciliophora; Oligohymenophorea; Peniculida; Parameciidae
Source: the annotation of a GenBank genome assembly
AUGGAACUUAAGUCAAACUUUGGUACUUCAAAAAGUUCCUUAGACUCAGAUCGAUCUAUUCUUGACAAAUUGUAGACAGAGAUGAAAGGAAUCUUUUUCAGAGUUAUCCAAUUAAUGUUAAAAGAUGAAGAAUAAUCUAUUCCUUUUACAUGUAUUGGUAUUGUGAUACAGUAUAUGCAAAUAACUUAUAUCAUCUUUAAUCGUUAGAUUUGGAAGGUGUGGUAAAAUGAAAUCAUAACUAAACAACUGAAUAAUAUCUUUGGGUAUUAUUAGAUCAUUUAAUUUUAUAGGUAUGUCCUAUUGACUCCAUAUUUUGAAAUGGUUAGUUUUUCAGGAUUUGUUGCCAUGAUGUAUGUAUGUUUGGGAUUGCUUCUCUUUGCUAUGAUGCUGAUAUUUUUGCUGAGCUAUAGUAUCAGUAAAUCUAAAUCUUCAUUUACAUGGCCAAUCAUGUUGCUCAGAUUUUUAAUGUCUUUAUUUUUAUAGGUGUUUUAUAUGCCAAUCAUUGAUUUACUAUUCUCAAUGUUAUCAUGUAAUACUAAUCAAAAUGGUGUACUUAUGCAUGUACUCUUUGAUUUUGAAUGUUGGGUAAAUAUACAUAUUGUCCAUUCUGUCGUAGCAAUUUUCGGAGUUAUUUUUUUUGUUAUUCUUUGUUUACACUUCUCAUUACUUUACUUCGAACCAAGAUAUUAACCUCUUGAGGCAUCCUCUAAAUUGAGCGGAAGAGCCAAUGCUGUUUUCCUUAUUUACUAAUUAAUUAUGGUAAUUUGCUAUACCUUCAUGAAUGGCAGGAAUUAUGAUUAUUUGAUGAUUCUUAUUAUGCUUAUAGGUAGCUUUAUUAUUUUUUGGAAAAUACACAUAGAAUAACCAUUUAACAAUCUAUACAUCUAGAAAGCAUGGUCUAUGUUAGUUGCAUUAAAUUUAUGGGGAGUAAUUCUAAUCUGUUUUGCCAAAUUUCUUGAAGGGGUUUUAUUUAUUGGUACCGUUUAUGCUUGGAUAGCCGGUUUACCUUUAAUGAUAGCUGCAAUCAUCAAAAGUGAAAAAUUACAUUAUGAUUUGCUGUUAUUAAAUUUAAACAAAGUCUAAGAUCCUGACUAAAUUGUGUAAUUAACCAAUUAUCUUCUCAAACUUCUAUACAAAAGUCCAUUAAAUUCAAAUUGUUCUUUGUUAAUUGAUGGUUUCUUAGAAAUACAUAAAGCAACAUGUACAAGAGAGGAUUGUUAUCUUAAGCAGAAAAAAAUGAUUAAUUAAAGAUAGUAGAAACCACUCUUUAAAGAAGGCACUAUUAUUGAAAGAGACAUCGAUCUUUUAAUGGUCAUGGCCUAGAUCUACUUUAACUAAAUUAAAAAAUUUCCUAAUGAAAUCAAUCUUAGAAUACGUUAUGCUUUUUUUUUAUUAGACAAUAUGAAAUAAAGACAAUAAGCCAUUAAUGAACUCAUAUAAGCUGAAACGUUGAGUCCAAGUCUUGAUAAUGAUUUUGUGAUAUUUAGAUACAAGAAAAUUAUUGAAGAAGAAAUGAAUGCAGCAUAAAAUGAAACUUUAGGUAAUUUAGAUGUAGCAACAGAAAUAGCAUUUUAAAAUAAUAUGAGAAGUUUUUAAAAUAAAAUAGAGAGAGCAACAUUAAUGCAUAUGGAUUUUUGGUCAUAAUUAUAAGAAGAUUCACCUGAUUUAGGUAAAAUGAAUGAUAUUGGAUCUAAAAUUAAUUUAGCUAUUACUUAAGUUGAAGAAUUAUGGAAUAAAAUGUAAAAAAUGACUUAAAAUUUACCUAAAGCUAUGAGAUUAUAUGCUAAAUUUAUUAUUGAAGUACUUUAAGAUAAAGAAUAUGGAGAAUCAUUAUUAGAUAAAUCUAAAUUAUUAUAAACAUAAAAUAAUAAAAUGAAAAAUAAAUAAAGUAUACAAUUAAUUAGUAGUGAUGAAAUUGGAUAUGAAUCUCAACCUAUAUUAUUAGUAUCAGCAGCUUAAGAAAAAUUUGCUUAAAUAAUUAAUUUAAAUUUGGCUGCUUGUAAUUUAUUUGGGUACAAUAAAUCUGAAAUGAUCAAUAGGAAAAUCAAUAUUUUUAUGCCCAAUCUAUAUUCUAAAUUUCAUGAUGCUUAUGUUGAAAAUUUCCUUUAAUCUAAUGAUAAUAAAAAUAUUAAUAAAGACAGAUUAAUUUAUAUUAAAAUGAAAUCUAAUUAUAUUAUGCCAUGUUAUAUUUAUUUAAAAAUCAUUUAAUCAUUAGAUGAAAAUGUAUCAUUAGCUGCUUAGUUUAGAGUAUUGAAAAGUUUUAAACCAACUUGCUAUUUAAUUUUAGAUAAUGAAGAAAUAAUAGAUUCUAUUUCAUCAUCAUGUAUUCCAUUAUUAAAUCUUGAUUCUAAAUAGAUUUCUCAUAAGAAAACUUCAAUUUCAGAAAUAUUUCCAAAUUAUCUUUAAUAAAAAUAGAUAUUUCUAUCAAAAACAGGUGGUCAAAUAUUAUUUAAUUUGGCUACUUCAUCUGCUGUAAGUAAUAGUCAAUUAGCUUCUUAAGAAUUUGAUGAAGGUGAUAAAAAGGGUGAAUGUAUAUAAUUUUAGUGUUUUACUUCUGAAGUAUUUAAUGAACUUGGAGAUCAAGUUGUAGGCUAUAUUGUAAAAUUGGAAUAAUAAAUUUAGGAUAUUAGUAUGAAUUUAGAAAUUAAUUAACCUCAAUAAAAAGUACUAACAAAUAGUAUGUAAUUUAAAUUUAAUCCAUCUAAAUUCUUAUAUUAAGGGGAAUUUGUAUCUGAUUCUAAUUCUUAAAGAGUAGAUUAAACUAUUUUAUGGGAUCAAAAUGAUUAGUCUUCUAUGAUUUCAUCAGUAUAACCAGGUGUUGAUUUAAUUAAAUCUCAAAUUAAGUCAGAAAGAUCAGAUGAUGGUAAUAUCUAAAUUUAAUCAAAAAUAAAUUAUGCAGAAGGAAUUAAAAUAGUAAGACUUUUUGAGAAUAGAGUUUAAGAUAUUGAUGAUAAAGAUGAUAUGAUAUCUGAAGAAGAUGAUCAAUAAGGAAGAAGUGUUUUUUAGAGACAAUAAGAUGUAGAUAAUGAUCAAGAUGGAUAAAUAUAAGAUUUUAAUAAUAUAUUUAAAUCAAGAAAAAAUCUUUCUUUAAUUGUCAAUAAUUAAAUUACACCUAAAGUAAUAAAAUAAUUAAGUUGGACAGCUAAUUUUAUUAUAUUAUUAUUAGUAGCACUUAGUUUUUCAGAUUUUUUUGUUUGUUAAGCUUAAUAUGAUGAAAUUUAUUAAACUUUAGAAUUGGUUGAAUUUACUAAUUUAAGAACAGCUGAAUUACAUUCUAUAUUAACAUCAGUGUAAAAUCUAUAAAUGUUAAAUUUAAAUAUUUUUUAAAUUAAUUCAACAGAAGCAAUUAUAGAAUUUGAAAAAACUCAAAAAACGAAGCUCAAUAAUUCAAUUUAAUUAGUUUCUUAAUUGAAUAAGGAUUUAAUGUUAUCAAAUAUAUUCAUAAGUGAUUAAUUAAAUGAAUUAUAAAGUAAAGAUGUUGUGAAAAUGAAAUUUGGAGAACAAUAUCAAAAUUAUGAUCUCAUGGAAGCUACUGAAUAAAUAGUUAGUAAGGCAUUAAAUAUUAGGGAUAAAUAAUUAUCUAAGAUUACAUAUGAAGAUGAUGAUGUUGAAUUUAUAAUUUACAAUUUGUUAAAUGAUUUAGUUUUUUAAAUGAGAAAUUCAAGUAAUCUCUAUGCAAAUGGAUUGACAAUAAAAACUAGUGAAAAAAAGGAAACAUUUUAAAUUAUUUUAGGAAUAUCAGCAGGAGCUUUAGGUUUAGGAUUAUUGAUGUUGACAAUUAUUACACUUUCAGUAAAUAAAAUUUAAGAAGAAAUUCUAUCAAUGUUUUUAGAUAUUCCAGAUAAAACAGUAAAGUAUUUAUACAACAAAAGCGAAAAUUUUAUCUCAAAUCUCUAAUUAGGUGAAGAUGAUGAUGUCUUAUCUGAUUUAGAAGAAUUAGAAAAAGAGGAGUAGGAAGAAUUAAACAAAACAUUAAAAAGUAAAAGAAAAAAGAAAAAAUUUAAAAAUACAAAUAAAGAAUAAAGAAACUAUAUUUUUGCAUUCUUUUUUGUAAUUCUCAUAAUUUAAGCUUACUUUAUUUUUAAUUAUUUUAUGAGUGAUACAUUACUAAGUAAUUUAGCUUAAUUAGUUCCAGAGAUUAAUGCUACAAGUAGAGCUGAAGGUUUUUAUAGAUUUUCAGAUAAUGCAUAAAGAUCUUUAUAUAUUAAUAGAAAUAUCACAAUUGAAAAUGAUGAUUCAUACAAAAAAGUGAAAGAGAAUAUAGAUAAACUUUAUGCACUUGAUUCUUCAAUUCAUUAAGAGCAUUCUCUAAAUGUUGAUAUUACAAAUUCUAUAUAUACUGAUGCAUUCAAAGAGUUAUUUAUGUUGUAACCAUGUACAAUCCUUUCCUCUUACUUAGAGGACUUAGAAGAACCUGAUUGCUAAGCUUUUGCUGAUGGUGCAAUUUAUUAAGGUAUGGCAGUAGGAAUGGCAAGGUAUUUUGAAAAUUUAAGAUAUAUUAUGACAAUAUAUGAUUAAUUUUGGAAUAAUACUAAGGCCAACUUUACAGUAAUAGCAAGAGGAUUUACUACUUUUAAGAAUAUUACAAAGAACUCUGAUAAUAUUAGCAAUUUUAUUCUCAAUUUAAAUAAUUUCAAUUAGUCAAAAGAAUCAAGAGUAAUCCAAGAAGUUUAUAAUAGAGGUAAAAAGUGAAUUAUUAAUUUUAGGCACAUUUAGAUAUUUAAUGAAUAAGAUGUAAAUAUCAAUAGGUAAAGAUAUUGAAGAUGCAAAAACAUAAAGAUUAGCAUUAUUCAUAGUAUUUGAAGUGUUGUUAUUUGUGAUUUAUUUUAUUUUAUGGUUACCUCUUGUUUUAAAGUUGACCAGAGAUGUUUGGAGAACAAGAUCAAUGAUAAUGAUGAUACCUUUAAGAGUUAUACAAAAAAUUAGAUCAAUUAAAUAAUUUAUUAAGGAUUUUUUACACACAAAAGAAUUAGAAGUUUAAUGA